CUUCAGAGUGUCUCUUCCCUCCGCCGCGAGGGUUAGCUGCCGGCUUUACGAAUCUAAAAGCAUUUUAUCGUCGGAGAUAAACUUGGUUUCCAAAAUUCUUGUUUUUGGAGGAUUCAGAGAGUGAGGAAAUGGCUUCUGCUCUCUCUGCUUUCAAGACUUGCUCAUCUCUUCGGAGCUUCUCUACGCUUCACAACCGAAUCUUCAUCCGCGGACGGUAUAUGCCACCGCCGUCCAAUCUACUUCUCCCGUACUCGGCUCUCGCUGGCUCUUCCGUAGCUUUCUCUCGCCGGAGGAAUCAGAACUCUACCGUCUCAUCCACUCCUAGGAAAAAUAAGAAAAAAAGUCUGCCUGCUGAAAAUGAUGACGAGGAGGAGGGAGAUGACAUAGAUGAAGAUGCAUUCGAUGCCCUUUUUGACAUGCUGGAAGGAGACCUGAAGAACAGCGAUUCAUCUGUAGGUGAUGAGGAUGACUACGAUGAUAUGAGCGAAGAAGAUAUUAUGAAGCUUCAGUCUGAGCUAGAAAAGGCACUUGGUGCUGAUGGUGGUGAGGAUGAAGCUUAUGACAUGGAAACUGAUGAGACUUUCCCUCGCGAAGAAGAAGUGGGUAAGGUGGGAAGGCCAUCGAAGCUUAGGAAUUGGCAAAUCCGAAGAUUGGCCUCUGCUUUAAAGAAAGGCCGUCGCAAAAUUAGUAUUAAGAAUUUGGCAGGUGAUCUUUGCCUUGAGAGGUCUGUUGUUCUCGACUUGCUUCGUGAUCCUCCUCCAAGUCUUGUGAUGUUGAGUGCUGCUUUACCCGACGAACCUGAACCAAGUCUGCCGGUACAAGCAACUACACCAGUAGAAUCUGUAACUGAGGAAAUGAAUGUCGAGGAAGAUGGCGUGAAAGACGAGAGCAAGGUGAAUUUGCCAGUUCAUGUCAUGUAUCACAAAUGGAAUGCACAGAAGAGGCUGAAGAAAGUUCAUGUUCAAACCCUCGAGAGAGUGUACAGAAGAACCAAGAGACCUACUAAUACCAUGGUCAGCAGCAUUGUGCAUGUGACCAACUUGCCUCGCAAAAGAGUGGUGAAAUGGUUUGAAGAUAAACGCACAGAAGAAGGUGUCCCUGAACAGCGUCAGCCAUAUAGAAGAUCCAUUCAUGAAACUGUCUCUUCCAGUUGAAUCAUUGUGUACAUCUAUCGUUGGCUACCUGAUUAAAUAUCUCUAAUGGAUAGACUAUCUUCUGUAAUCGUGAGAUAAGUCCUCUUUUGUCCUAAUAGCCCAUGGGAACCCAUCUCAUUCGUGUAAUUUUGAUAUUGUAAGUUCAUCAUAUUCAUAAUAUCCAUAACCGUGUUACGAUCAACC
Linum tenue is the source of this 1337-nucleotide messenger RNA. NCBI's taxonomy places the organism in Eukaryota, Viridiplantae, Streptophyta, Magnoliopsida, Malpighiales, Linaceae. The record is from the annotation of a GenBank genome assembly.